Messenger RNA from Gadus macrocephalus (Pacific cod), 4939 nucleotides. RefSeq lists its product as uncharacterized. Lineage: Eukaryota; Metazoa; Chordata; Actinopteri; Gadiformes; Gadidae. Bases 707 to 3646 code for a protein of 979 amino acids. The transcript is spliced from 20 exons. Gene Ontology annotation, biological process: signal transduction; regulation of apoptotic process. Gene Ontology annotation, molecular function: protein binding. The record is from RefSeq and is a predicted model, not a curated record.
AAUGUUAUAAACAAAGAUUCACUAGAGACUGCUGCAUAUUUUGGCAACAAUAUUUUGAUCCGACAUUCGACGACGAAACGGUAGCGUUUUGAAUAUUUGUUUAUCAGCUACGUUACACUUGGAAAAUCCCAAAUCCCCAAAAAUCCAAAAUUAGACCUCGGAUCAAGUUCAAAUUUUACACACAUGUCGGCGCUACCCUUAAUGGCGUUCCAUAAAAAAAUCAAACAUUUUCGCCACAAGGAAAUUGUCUUCGGAAAAUUUCGCCAAAAGGGGCCGCCAAAAACGACGACAUUGUGUAUCUUUAUACUUCCUUCCCUAAAAGUGGGUCCACAGCCCAAACCGUAAAUGGUGCAGAAACGUCAAUAGCAUGACUAGAUCCAGGUCCGUGAGGUCUACGCAGACGACAAAAUCCAGACAUACCGGUCACUAGGUGGCGCUAUACCAAGGAAAAACGCGUUUGGGGCUAUAACUCCCACACCGAACCUCUCACAGUCAAAACCGUUAUAUCCACAGGUUCACGGUAGCGUUUGGAGUACAUGAUUCGCGUUGUGCCGGCAAAAUGCACAUCGCUUGGACCCCUGGAUAACUGCUUGCAGUUGUAGUUCCUUUUAUUACUGAACUUUUCGGACAUAGACACUACAUUUAUUUUAUAAAUAAUGUUAAUGGCACUUUAUAAUUAUUGUUGUUUUGUGUUCUCUGUAUUUGUAUGAUGUGUCAUACUGAAAUUCUCUUGAUUUCUCUUUCAGGGUUUGGUUGGAAUCCAUCAUUCAGUAGCGGACAGGAGAGAACUCCUCGUCCGCCAAAAGGGUUUGGUUGGAAUCCAUCAUUCAGUAGCGGACAGGAGAGAACUCCUCGUCCGCCAAAAGGGUUUGGUUGGAAUCCAUCAUUCAGUAGCGGACAGGAGAGAACUCCUCGUCCGCCAAAAGGGUUUGGUGCCCUACAAAGGAGAAGUGCAGUAACUACGUCAACAUUGAAACUGAGAAAAAUGCCUUCAAAGUUUUCAUACUGGCCGGCCAAACCUGUUGCAGAUUGGCCAGUGCCGUCAAGCAGUAGCGGACAGGGGAGCUUGUCCAAGCCUGAGCUGUCCGGCCCUGGGGUCUCUAAGUCGUCACUUCCAUUUUCAUUUGCUGGUGGCAAGCUGCAGCCGGUGGCGUCAGGCAGUAGCGGACAGCGGAGCUUGUCCAGGUCUAAGCUAAGCUGUCUAAGUGUCCCUGUGGACUCUGAGUCGUCACUUCCAAUAUUAUGCGACUCUCCUGAAGUGGGACCUUCUCAGGAGAAAACACCGGACCCCGAAAGGACUGAAGUUAAUCUUAACGCGACCGGCAAUGGCAGUGAUGUCAACAUCACUCCGGUUCCUCGAACAGGACGUGUAUGGAAUCGUAUUAAAUCUGUCUUUUUAAAGAAGCAGUCAUUCAGUACCAGACAGGGGCGCCUUUCUGGUGCGGCGUACGAUGAUCCUCACCGCAGAAUGCCUAAAAGCGACGGCAUGCUGGACGACGAAGAUGAUGAAGAGGAUGAAGAGGAGAUGCACUUCAAGACACGUUGUGAAAAAUGUAAAGCAGCUCACCAGACUCCUGAGAAUGAGAAGGUUACCCCAAUGAAGAUUUCUAAGUGGAGCUUCCAGGUACAGCUGGAAGGCGAGGGGACCUAUGAGUGUUCGGCUACAGGUCUGGUGUUUGAAGUGUCGGAGCAGGCUCUGGUCCGCUACUCGGUCCUGUCCUGGUUCCAAUUCUCUGAGUUCCUCAAAGACUCCUGGAGACCUGCUGGAUCGGUUUAUGAUGUGGAUGUGGACGAUCCAUCUGUGCUCAAGUUUAUCCAUUUCCCACACUCUCUGUGCCUUGCUGAACCUGAGCAUGAGCUGAGCUUCAGUGUUCUGCAUGUAAAGGAACGCCAUGCCAACAUUGAGACGACGGUGGACUUCACGGCGAGCCAUGUUAAAUGGCGCGUGUCCUCGCUUUCUCUCCUGGCUCCCAUCAUUCCGGAAAGUCAGAAGAUAAAGCACCACGCGUUGGUGUUGAUUUACAAGGAGCUGAACAAAUACCACAAAAACAAAUUUGUCUUCCACCUGUUUUUGGCCUCGAACUACGACUCUGAGAUCCAGGCUAUUAAUAAACAGGUGCUCAAGUCCAGGAAGAAAUGCAUCAAGAUUUACAAACCGGCCGCCUGUAGGCUGGAAGAGAAGUUCUACCACCUCACAAGCGAGCCAGAAAGGAAUAUUGAGCCUCCGAAACUAGAAUUCGUCACUGAAGUGUUAGCGCUGAAGGGCUUUUCUGAAGCAUGCUUCGGUGAGCGUCCUCCUUUCAGAUUGUUUCUCAUGGACUCAGACUGUGAUGAACUUUUGUGGUCUGCUACAAUCAGAGAAGAUGAUUGGAACGGCGAGAAAUCAAAUCUAUGGAAAAUAUUCCGAUUUCUUUCGAGGAAGUCCCAUGGGGCCAACAGCAGACAGAGAGUUGCUGCAGGGACUUCUGAUUUCCGAUCUUCACCUCGCCUCUCUCUGGUGCAUGAGAAAUGUCGUAGCAAAAUGGAUCCGGGACAUGUUUCCAGCACUCCAGCUCCCUCCAGUGAAUCACAGCCUGCAGGCCAAGCAACAUCCAGCCCUCCAGCUCCCUCCAGGGCAACACAGGCUGCAGGACAUCCAACAUCCAGCACCACAUCCAGCCCUCCAGCUCCCUCCAGGGCAACACAGGCUGCAGGACAUCCAACAUCCAGCACCACAUCCAGCCCUCCAGCUACCUCCAGGGCAACACAGGCUGCAGGAUAUCCAACAUCCAGCACCACAUCCAGGCCUCCAGCUCCCUCCAGGGCAACACAGGCUGCAGGACAUCCAACAUCCAGCACCACAUCCAGGCCUCCAGCUCCCUCCAGGGCAACACAGGCUGCAGGACAUACAACAUCCAGCACCACAUCCAGGCCUCCAGCUCCCUCCAGGGCAACACUGGCUGCAGGACAUCCAACAUCCAGCACCACAUCCAGCCCUCCAGCUCCCUCCAGGGCAACACCGGCUGCAGGACAUCCAACAUCCAGCACCACAUCCAGCCCUCCAGCCACCUCCAGGGCAACACAGGCUGCAGGACAUCCAACAUCCAGCACCACAUCCAGCCCUCCAGCUCCCUCCAGGGCAACACAGGCUGCAGGACAUCCAACAUCCAGCACCACAUCCAGCCCUCCAGCCACCUCCAGGGCAACACAGGCUGCAGGACAUACAACAUCCAGCACCACAUCCAGCCCUCCAGCUCCCUCCAGGGCAACACAGGCUGCAGGACAUCCAACAUCCAGCACCACAUCCAGCCCUCCAGCCACCUCCAGGGCAACACAGGCUGCAGGACAUCCAACAUCCAGCACCACAUCCAGCCCUCCAGCUCCCUCCAGGGCAACACCGGCAGAAGGGGAGCUUCAAAGGAUCCGUUCUGAAUUCGUGAAGAGAGUUUCAAUCAAAGUUAUCAAAGGUCUCCUGGAUGAUCUUUUGCAGCAGAAGGUGUUCAGUACUGAGGAAAAGGACUCUCUGAUGGAGGAGCUGAGGAGCACAACAGACCGGGCACGGUGUCUGAUCGAUGAGGUGAUGAAGAAAGGGGAGAGAGCAAGUCAGGUGAUGAUUGAUAGUAUGAAGGUUAGGGACAAUCACUUAUGCCUCACCCUGGAACUGUAGCCUGGCUAUAUAUCCAGAUACAGGCGGAUGUCAGGUUGGCUUGUAACCAGAAGGUUGCUAGUUCGAUCCCUUCUCUUUGUCCCUGAGCAAGACACCUAACCCUAACUGCUCCUGACGAGCUGGCUGUCACAUUGCAUGGUUUACUCCGCCGUGUGUAUUAGGGCUGGCCCGAAUUAUUCAAAUAUUCGAAUACUCGUUCGGAAAAUUAGUAUUCAAAGCAUAAAUCAGUAUUCGGAGCUUCGUUUUUUUUUUUUUUCACGUACAUGACGUUACCAGAGCGAGGGAGGCAAACUAUAAGCGACUCCAAGCAGAGAAGCGAGAGAGGUGGAGGAAGAAUAGAUAUCUUAUUUCCCUUUACUUUAUAACACAACAUUAGCGGGAUCUCGGGAGGAAAAGUAAUACUUACCGAAAUGCUAACCUUAGCUUAGUUGUUUACGUUCGCUGUACAGCGCCGCGCCAAUCAACUGUGACUGGCUUGCUGCAGAGUGUGAGCGUCUUGGGAAUACCCGGUCAAUAUAAUGGAUAUAAUAUGGCCAUAUAAGACAAUCAAUAUUCUGUAUUUGUUAUGGAUUUAUUUAACAAAUUCCCUGAAAAGAUGCACGUUCCAGGAUGAAAUGAAAAGUUCCCGUAAGGGCUGAGAUGGCAGAGGACAGCUGAUUUGGAACGGGAACUGUUCGCUUUCACGGGGAAAAACUAAGGAACUCCAACUUAUUUAGGUCUACUAAUUAACGUUCAAAAGCUAUUAAAUCUUCAACAAAAUGUGCAGAUACUGUCAAAAUUGGUUCCAGGGAGUAUAUAGGGAUUAUUAAUGUUGUUUUUGAUGGUGUGUUUUUCUGGAACGAAUAUUAAAAUAUUUGCUCGGGUAACCAACGAGCAUUCGAAGCCUGAAAAAUGGCAUUCGGGCCAGCCCUAGUGUGUAUGAAUGGCUGUAAAUCGCUUUGGAAAAAAGCGUCUGCUAAAUGCCCUAAAUGUAAAUAUAGAUGAUUUACGUAUAAAAAAAGAAAAAGAAAAAAGUUAGAUCGUGAUCCCAGACUUGGUAAAACAAGUUGACAUUGUGCCAAUGAAAGUUUUUUUGUGUUUGUUUAUCUUGACAUUUUUGAUAAUCCACAUUAUCAUCCUUACCACAUCAUCUUGAUUAGCACAAUCUUUAAUCAUAUUCCCCAAGUGGCUCAUAUCGUUUUUAUAAAUAUGUUAACAUUGAUAUGAGCAAACUCCCACUCGCAGGGUUUUCACAUUAACAGUAUCCUGACACAGGAAUGAUAUUGUUUUAAAAUAAAAAUGGUUUGUGGAAAA